Messenger RNA from Paramuricea clavata, 3068 nucleotides. The record is from the annotation of a GenBank genome assembly. Lineage: Eukaryota; Metazoa; Cnidaria; Anthozoa; Malacalcyonacea; Plexauridae.
AUGUUAGCAGAUGUUAAACUCCGGCACAAGUACUGGGCAAAAACACUUUCAACUGCUGUUUAUCUUAGAAACAGAAGUCCCUCAGUUGCAGUCAAAGGAAAGACUCCUUUUGAAGCCUGGGCAGGUCAGAAACCUAAUGUGAAGCAUCUACGAGUGUUUGGAUGCGAAGCGUAUGCUCAUGUGCCAAAGGACGAAAGAAAGAAACUUGACUCAAAACCCAGAAAAUGUAUUUUUCUUGGUUAUGGCGCUGAAACGAAAGGCUAUCGUCUUUAUGAUUCAAAUCGUGCAAGAGUCUUUCACAGUCGUGAUGUCCAGUUUAAUGAAUCUUCACAAGAACCUGAAGUUGUCCAGCCGCGGCAGACAAUGUCUUUCUGCCUGCGCUGGGUAUGGAAAUUAUGGAAUACACACUCGAGAACAUUUUCUGCUUAACAUAUAUAUAUAUAUAUAUAUAUAUAUAUAUAUAUAUAUAUAUAUAUAUAUAUAUAUAUAUAUAUAUAUAUAUAUAUAUAUAUAUAUAUAUAUUAUGGAAUACACACUCGAGAACAUUUUCUGCUUAACAAACAUAUAUAUAUAUAUAUAUAUAUAUAUAUAUAUAUAUAUAUAUAUAUAUAUAUAUAUAUAUAUAUAUAUAUAUAUAUAUAUAUAUAUAUAAAUAUAAAUACAUACAUAUAUAAUUUUAUAAUUAAAAGUGAUAUUUUUAAGGGAUUUUUCAUUUGUAAAAAUAUUCUUAACAAAAAUAAUCGUAUUACCAUGACAACUGCUUUAAAUACGUCAUGUUCGGAAAAUACAAUGGGUUUGUCAGCAAGGCGAGGGGUUUCCGCAUGCAUGUAUUUUCUAAUUUUACAUUAUAAGAGCAUGUUCAUAUAUGAACCCGGCAAACCGGGCUGACUCGCAAGUGGCGAAAUCUCGUCUCGUAUACUGUUUUUAGAUGUUUUUGAGAUUUGAUGCACAUGAGAACUGGGCUGGCCAGGUUUUUCGGGCUCCCGUUUGAGCGAAGCGCGAUCUCGCAUUCCCGGGCUCAUAUGAACACACUCAUCGGGCCAGCCCAGCAAGCCGAGCUGGAAAUUGUGUCACAACGCAUGCUUCCUUUAUUCUAUCUAGAAGGCAUCUAAAAGUCCAAAACAAAUAAGAAAUCAACAAUAUUAAAACUUCUGAAACAGUGUCCGUCAAUAGAAACAGCAUUUUUCAAAAUUAAAACAAAUAUCGCGUUCCCGCCAAAAAUCGCGCGGAAAUUUCUGUAGCGCUUGCCGGGCUAUCCCGCCUCAUGUGAAACAAAUAGCAAUUUGGCUCGACAAAACGAGCUAGACCCGUUUAACGGGCCAGCCGCGCGGCUCACGUGAACAGGCCCUAACUAUGCAAACAAUCUAUAUUUAUCUAAAAUUUCAUGACAAGAACGGAUUUGUGAAAUUAAGAGCCGUUUCAAAAUUGUCUACCUUUUUCUGGUACACCCUGUAGAUCUGUUUUUUCCUUUUCGAAUUCGAAUAUCAAUUUACCUCUUUUUACCAGUUUUAUCAUUUAUUAUUAUUAUUUUCUAAAAUUUCACAUUAAGUAGUUAAACACUAUAUUAUAGAUGCGAAUUACAAUUAAAAAUGAGAAUAUAUAUCCUAUACACUACUAUGGUGGCCGAUCGCUAUCAUAGAUAUUUUUCAUAAAAAACAAUUUACGAUUUUUUAUUUCAUUCUAAAUGAAAUCUAGUUUCAAAAUAAAACAAAAAUAAAAGUGUUUUAUUUAAAAAAUAAAUAAGUAAAAGUAAAAAUGAAAAGUUUUUGAAUGCAUUUUAAAAUUAAAAUGAAUGAAAUUAAAAUGAAAUUUUAUCGGCCUACCGCUAUCACAGUAUACCAUAAUGCAUUGCGCUGCGUUAUAAAUACGUGUGCGUUUUCUCAAAAUUUGCAUGUGCUCCGUGACAACUUGCAGUGAAAAAUGGUGGAUUGAGCCGCUUGGAAAAAUUUCAAAAAGCAGAUGACCGCGAAAACAGGGACUAAAAAAAAUAGCUCUGGUGUACAGAUCCUUGAGAGAGAGUCUAUCACGGUACAACGUUUAAGCGCGGUUGUGUCGGGGAAAGCCCAAAAAUACGCAAGGGUUGGCGCAAGAGAGUCCGUGCCAUAUGAAUACGACGAAGUGACGGUUGAAAAUAUCAAACGAGCUUGCUUAGGCUAUUUCGACGUUGGCGAAGGUAGCGUUUGUGAUGUGUUAGCCGGCGAGCAUGGCCAUCCUGUUCAACAGUGAAACAAAUACCAAACCUUAGCCUUGUUCACGUGCGCUUCGUCGAACGCGAAGAGAGAGUGGCAAAGGUCGAAGCAAACCCGCCGAGAAAGAAGCGUAAGACAGACGUGAUAAAUAUUUCGCCUAUCAAGUUGAGUCCCAACGCGGGGGCAGCCAGAAGAAUAAGUAAAUUUAUACCGCGAAGUAUGUCCACCGUGGAGAUGCUAAAGCUUGGCAGGGAGAUUGAGUCAACUCCAACUACAGAGAUAUUGGUGUAUGACUUCGACCUUGGAAGUAUGACUUGGUACUCGAGUCCCGUGAAAGUUAAUUUCGUUGUAGACAAGGAUCCGCUUGGCACCGGGGGCCUUCGACAAGCCUUCAAAGCGACUAGCAAGAUCAAAGGUUUUGACCACACGACAUGGGUCGUGAAGAAAUACGUUCCCAAAACGGUCUUGGAUAUUGAAGUUUUGAGGCAAACUGUCGAGCAACAUACAAAAAAGACUGUUCAAAUGCACAAUCUUGCCCGAAAUUUUACAGCAAAGUUGCAACAGGAAGUUGUGAAAGUUAUCGCCGGAACGUUCGACAAGCAUAUAAACAUCACGGGUGAUCUUUGCGGGGAUGCGGAUUUGGAUGUUUCUCAAAAAGGGCAGUGCUUUGUCCAUUACACCUUUGAAAGAUCCGACAAACAAUUGAUGGUGACAGACAUUCUAGGUUGCGGUUAUACUCUUUUUGAUCCGGAGGUGGCAAGUAAAGAGAAUUCCACAGAUGGCGAAUCAUUGUUUUGCACUGGAAAUUUAUCCACCAAUGGUAUUGAUGUUUUUACAAGUGCUCAUACUGUAUAUGCAACAAGUUUUGCAAACUAUUAA